Messenger RNA from Thecamonas trahens ATCC 50062, 13006 nucleotides. Its product is annotated as DNA-dependent protein kinase catalytic subunit. The record is from RefSeq and is a predicted model, not a curated record. Gene Ontology annotation, cellular component: nucleus. Gene Ontology annotation, molecular function: protein binding; DNA-dependent protein kinase activity. The coding region runs from base 1 to 12885 and encodes 4294 amino acids. The transcript has 3 exons. Gene Ontology annotation, biological process: telomere maintenance; double-strand break repair via nonhomologous end joining. NCBI's taxonomy places the organism in Eukaryota, Apusomonadida, Apusomonadidae.
AUGGACGCACCCGAGCUACGGCGCAUUCUCACAGAACUGUUUGGCACAACGCCCGCACCGUCGUCCUCGGCACCACCACCCACAACCAGCUCGCCGCUGGCGCUCGCACGGGAGCUGGCCACGGUGGUCAUCGACGACGUGCUCGGCUCGGCGGCGACGGCAGGCGAUCUUCAUCUCGCUGCCUCACACUUGUUCCAUCCUUCUUCGGGCAUUCUCUCGUGGCUCAGUCGUGCGCUGCACUACACACAUCGCGAGUAUGCCAAGUCCAGGGCCGAAGUCGUCACCAUUCUUGCUCGCGUGGUGGAGGCAGCUGCCGGCGACCUGCUCAUGCACAUCCGUGACAUCAAGGACAUGGCACUCUCGCUCCUCCGCCGCGAUGUCUCCAAUGAGGUGAAAGUUGCCGUCUUUGGUCUUCUCACCGCCAUUCUCGAUGCCCGAGUGCCCGAGCUCAACUCGGACGUACUCGGCAUCGAGUCGCUGGCCGACUGCCUCAUCACCGACCUCGCUCGCUUUGCCUCGCGCGGCUCGCAGACGCUCAUGGCCAAGUACCUCGAGUUCCUCGGCAUCAUGAUCGAGCGCUUUCCAGUGGUACUCUCCCCACACGUUGACGACAUGCUCGAGACCUACCUCGACCACAUCCGGGCCAACUUUGCGGCGUCCAAGCCCAAGUUCUUUGUCCUCGCCGCCUCGGUCGACGGCCUUGCCUCGCUCCAUGCGGCCUUUCCGGACAAGCUUGACUCACGGGCCAAGGCCAAGGCGCAACUCUUCAAGCACGUCGCCUCGUACGGCGUCGUCAUUCCGCCGUCGCUCAAGCGCUUCGCCGUCCCGCGCGCCUGCCUCGCCUUCCUCGCCCGCCACGCCGCCUCGUUUGCCUCGCUCGUCCUCGGCGACGCCAUUCCGCUCUACGCCCGGCUGGUCAAGCUCACCACUCACACCAACACCGACAUCAAGAAGUACGCCUUUGCCACCCUCGACGCCCUCGUCGACAUUGUCGUCGACGACCUCGCCCACGGGCCGUCAGCUUCGGCGCUUGGCCUGGAUGGCCUCCACUACUUUAUGCAGGUCUUCCUCGGCUUGGUCGACUCGUCGCGCUCGGCCUCGGCUGCAGAACUUGCCUUUGCCAUCCGCUCGUGCGGCAAGAUGACCCGUCCUAUGCUCGCCGCCCACGGCGCACCCGAUCAGGUCGACAAGGUUCUGGCCAAGAUUUUCGAGCUCUCCGCCAAGGUCAUCGAUCCCUCGCGGAGUACCGAGUCGAUUGUCGUCCUCAUUCCCUCGUUUCUCUGGGCGUACGCCUCGGCCCUCGACGUCCUCCCCACCGUUCACGCUGUCAUGCUCGCCGAGCUCGAGCGCGUCAUCGGCGUCGGGCUCCUCGCCUUUCCGCGCCUCUGGCCGCGCCAGCGCGAGACCCUCGUCCUCGCCUUUUCCUCGCUCUUCCUCGCCCUCUAUUACAAGGGCGCAGCGCUCUCGGCUCUCCUCGACCGCGUUGUCUACCAGGGCCUGUGGAUUACGUGCUCUUCGCGCGCUGCGCUCGAUGCGCUCACAGCCCCGUCUACAGGCCUCGGGCGGCACUCUGCCUCUGCCUCUAGCAUGCGUCGCGGUGCCCCGGACCAGGGCGAGCUCUACAUCGACUACCUCGCGCUGUGGACUUCGCUUCUCGACCCCGAACUCACCUCGCCGUACGCUGCGGCUGUCCUCCGCUCGCGCAACCCGGAAAUUGUCUCGGCCACCCGCCCGCUCUUUUCCGCUCCCGCGCCCGACGUCGCUGCUCUUCAGACCGAGCUCUACGACGCCAUUCUCUCGUCGAUGGUCCGCAUGCUCCGCACCCUCGUUGUCUCGUACUCGCUCUCGAGCGGUGGCAGCGAUGGCGACGACGAUGGCGACGACGAUGAAGGCUCGCCAACCUCGCUCUCGCUCGUCGACCUCGCUCGCGGCCUCCGCCCGACCAACCUCAAAGACUACGAGAUUUUUCUCCUGCUCGUCGACUUUGCCCUCCUCUUCAUCCCCUCGGUCGCCACCGAGGCCUCGCUCCGCUGGAUGGCCGUCCUUGGCUCGGCCGUCAUCGACGCCUCGAUUGCCCACCCGACCGUCUCGGGCUACUACAAGAUCCUCGGCGCGCUGCUGGGCAACGCUGAGAAGCACCGCUACUUCUGCGGCCUCACGGUCGAGGCUGACAUCCAAGCGACAGCCGAGCCCGACUCGCGACUCCACAUCUACACCGCGGUCUACACCUUUGCCACGGAGCUUGUCAUCCGCCUCAAGCAGUUUACCGGCGACCUCCUCGCCGCUGCUCUCGAGUGCAUCCUCGCCCUCCCGCGCGAGCUUGUCGUCGUCGACCUCGUUCUCCCAGUCCUCGCUACAGCCUUUCGCAUCGGCGUUGGCUAUACGCCGCUCGCCUCGGUAGCCAUGAGCGCCCUCGAGCACUGGACUGCGGUGCUCCCUGCCCAGUUCUCGGCCGCGCUUCCCACCGUCCUCCCGCUCCUCAACGGCUUUCUCCACGUCAAGGCCGAUGAAGUCUCGGCCGCACUCACAGACAUGCAGACCGACGAGGCAUCACGCCUGACCCGGGUGACGUCGGCAUCUCGCCGCGGUCCCGCACGUGAGUCGGACAUCAUUGUCAGCGGCGCAGAGUCCGAUACCUCUGUCUCGGUCCGUGACCUCCAGCUCCGCAUCCUCACUUUUCUUGGCACCAUUGCUGGCAAGGCCCACGACAUGGUCCCUCCGCCUGCGCGCGCGCUCGCUGCUGCCGCCCGCGACGACGACGGCUCCGCCCCGGCCUUGGGUCUCGCUGCGAACACCAGCACAUCUGCCAUCAUGCGGUGGGAUGUGAGCGACCGCAUCAAGUUUGAGCUUCCCUUCCGCGACGUCCUUGUCUCGGUCUAUCUCGACGACCUUCUCCCGCGUCUUGCCGUCCUUGCCGAGCACUCGUCGCAGCGCCAGGCCAAGAUCGCCGCCGCAGAGGCGCUCCAUUCGAUUGUGCUGUACAUGAUUGGCUCGGCUCGUGCGUCGUCGGCCCACAGCCCGUCGCCGUACGCCCAGCUCUAUCGACAUGUUUUUCCGGUCCUCCUUCGACUCGCCGCCGACGUCGACACCUUUACUUGCCGGCUCUUCCACCCGUUUGUCAUCCAGCUCAUCCAUUGGUUCACCUCGUCCGCGCCCGACGCUGAAGACACACUCGCGCUCCUCGACGCCGUCGUUGACGCUGUCUCGGCCCCCUCUGCCGCCCUCCGCGAGCUCUCGGCCCACUUUCUCGCGGAGUUCUUUGCUUGGGCCAUCAAGCAGUCGUCGGCUGCUCAUGCAGUUGCAAACAAGCUCCAGGUCUCUGCUCUCCUCUCGCAAGUCUUUGCGCUAGCCCUCCACCCCGCGCCGUUCCGCCGGCUCGGCGCUGCCAACACCUACCUCGCCAUCUACCGCACCUUCCGCGAAGAGCCUAAUCUCGUCUCCAAGUACGUGCUUGCCAUGCUGUCCAACGUCCUCACCACUCUCCGCCUCUCCGCCUCGGACCCGCCUGGCCUCGGCACCGAAGCCAAGGCCAAGCGCGUUCUCAAGGCCCUCGUCCGCAUCAUCCGGAAGUACGAGUCGGCUCUUCGCGCGCCCGAUCCGAACCGGCUCGCCUCGGGCUACCCCGAUCUGGACGCUGCCCUCGACGCUAUCUUUGAGGCCUGUGCCUCGCUCCACAUGCCUGCCCGCCACGCUGCCGUCGAAACCUUUGCGUACUUUGCCUCGCGCGGUCUGGCGGCCAGCGACGUCGUCACCGCGCUCUCAGCCCCACUCGAGAGCCACUUGGCCGCCGAGCCCUCAAAGGCGGCGCGUCUCAGUUCGAGAAUUCCACUCGACCUGGCAGCCUACCACUCGGUUGCCGCACGGCUCACCGCCGCUCUUGAUGGCUGCAUCUGGGCCAUGUCUGACCGCCUCGUUCCGCCGACUACUCUUCCGUGGGUUGCAAGCGCAGAACCGAGUCCUCUCCUCGACGUCCUUCACGACUUUCUCCACCACCUUGCGUCACCACCGUUGGCCAACGCGACUUCGGCCGAGGCUCGUCAGCAAGUGAUCUCGGCUACGACGCUGCUCCUGGUCAAGGUCUUUAUUUUUGUCGACCUCGCGGUUGUCACCGCUGCGUCGCAGAGCGGCGGCGUUGCGCCACAGGCCCUGCUGGGCAAGAUUGGCCUCGGGAAUGAGCCGACCUCGUCGUCAUCGUCGCCUCCACCGUUUGUGACGCUCCUCGUCCGCGCUGCGCUGGCACCCUCGUCGCUUAGCUUUGCCAUGGGCGACCGCGAGGUUCGCUCGUGUCUACCGGAUGUGACGGCGUCAGUCCUCAGCUCGCUGGCCCGGGUGGCCCACGACGCGCUGGUGGGGCCGGUGGCUGCGCUCCUUGCGGCCACACCGGAGCUGCAGCUCUCGCAGGCAGCAUCGCCGUCAGCGAAUCCGUCUCCAGAUGCUGUCGAGGAGCUUGUUGCAGGCUACGGGCAGUUUGCGCGCGCCGGACUUGUUCAGAGCGUGCUCGGCAUGUCGCGCGAUGCCUUUGCCAACGAGCUCCUUGACGAGACCGCAACGGCUGCGGCACGUGCUGCAGCGUCUGGAACCCACACUGCAUCGCCGCGCGAGCGCGCACUGAACAUGGCCAAGCUCUCGCUGGCGCUGCAGCUCGGCGUUAGUCCCCAAGCUGUCCUCGCCAAGCUCACCGCCGACGAGCCGGUUGCCGUGUUCUCGGCAGCCGCCGAAGUCGACGCUGACAUUGCGGCCAUGGAGGUAGCGUCGGCGUCGGUCUCGCUCGGCACUGCCGCCGCCAUCGCGCUCACGCCGUCGUCUAUCGCGUCCACUGCGCAGCCAUCGGGUUCGAACGCUCCCGCGACAUCAAGCGCUGCCAAGGCUCGGAUCACUACUGCCGGUGCGCUGUUCUUUGCCGCCUACUCCGAGCCGUUGGCACAGCACAUGAUCCAAACGCCGUCGGCAUACAUCCCGCAGCUGGCGGAGGCCGCCGUCCGCGCCCCGCAUGCCUUUGACGCCCUCCUCGCCAUUGUCAAGACACUGCUCAAGGCCAAGCCGAGUGACGCUCCCGCAGUUCAUGGCGCCGCGUUUACCUCGCAGCUGCUAGGGAGCCUCGACACACUCGCGCACUGGUGGUCGCCAGCCGAAACAACGCCGCUCUACCAACGCGAUGCCAUGCUCACACUCUUCGCGCACUUGUUCAUGCUCCCGGCGAGCGCGUUCGACAUGCGGACCGGAAAGCGCCACGCAGGCUUGGCGGGUGUGGUCGUCACUGCAAUGUCGUCACUCCUGGACCUCUCGCUCCCGCUCGCCUUCCGCAUUCGUGUUCUUGCUCUCCUCCCGCAGCUCUUGAGUCAUCUCGCCGAUGCCGACGAGAGCGUGCGGCUUCCGCUUGUGGUCAAGCUCAACGACCUGGUGAUCAACGACUUUCCGGCGUCGUCGCGCGAGCUCGAUCGGUUCUCGCCGGCAUAUACCCAGUACAUUGCGGCGCUCGACGCACUGUUGGGCACGCUGCGAACGUCGGGCUCGCUUGAGAUUCUGGAGAUUCUGCUCCCGGUCUUUCAGGAGAGCAACCACGCGCACGGGUUCGCCGUCGCGUCGACGGCGGCGGCAAUGGUCAAAACGCUUCCUCUGCCGCGGAUCCGGGCUGUGUUUGAAUUUUGCUUUGGUCUCUUCUCCGACGCCAGCCACCCCGAGUCGCUACGAAUGGCCAUUGUGCGGCUGUUCUGCGUCCCGAUCCUCGAAGGUGCGCCGACACUGCUCGUCUCGGCAGCGGCGCUACAGAUUGUGGGUCCACUCCUCAGCAUCAUUGGCAAGCCUGUGGCGGCACGUGCAGAAGCGAUGGGCGCGCCGCUCUCGCUGCUCUUCUGCGAAGCGACGUGCGCGUUCAACAUGGUGCAAGUCAUUUUCGAGCGGCUCGAGUUGGGCGUCAUCAAGCUCAGCCUCAACGAGGCGUAUCUGCGAGCAGCAUCUGGCGCUGCCGCCGUGGCUAGCGCCAAGGGCACUGAGCUCAUCAAGGCCGUUCUCAAGUCUGCGCACGCCGCCAAGUCGGAGACCUUUGACGGGCUUGACGCCGACGGCAAGGCGCUGCGGCUGACCUACCACCGAGCGGCGUUCAAUGCUAUGGUGACGGUGGUGAUGCGGACGCAAGACAAAGAGCCGGUCUACCACACGUUCCUGUUCAAGGAGAAUCCCGAAAAGGGUGUGUACAUCUGGGAGAACGUGGUCGAUCUCGAGACACGGCACGCGUUUGAAGCCCAGACCUCGUUCCGGACCGUCAAGGCCCGUGGCACGUUUGCCACCUUUACUCAACGGUUCUCCUCGCGCAAGAAAGACGUCCGAGCCUCGACGGCGGCAUACUUUCGUGACUCUUCGCUGCUCUCGCAGGAUCCGACCGGCCUCUUCUUCCUCAACCCAUCGCAGCGGCUGGUCUCGUCACUCGAGGACGACGAUGACGGCAGCGGCGGCGGUGAGAGCGGCGGCGGUGGUGGCGGCGAGAACCAGGUUGGUGCUGGCGUGGCGACGGCAUCAACGACGACCGCAGCCGGUGCGGCCGCGGCCGAGGCCGCGAGCACCGAAGCCGGAAGCGAGACAAGCGCCGAGGCUCGGUCGGUCAACAAAGUCGACGACGACGACAGUGACGUCUACGAGCUCGACGCCAUCAACUCGAAUCCCUGCAUGCCGAUCAUGCUACAGCUGCUGGAUCACCUCCGACAGCUGUUCCCGACCGCGUACACGACGGCACCGGGCAAGGAGGCACCGGCGUCGAUGGCCAAGGCUGCGAUGCCCAAGUGGAUGCGGGCGCUGUACGACAAGCUCUCGACCGGCUCGACGCCUGGCAAUGUGCGUUUGUUCAUUGUCAAGAUGAUGAUCAACAGGCCGGGCAUUUUUGAGCCGUUUGCCGGCGCGUUUGUGCGGCCGCUCCUCGAGUUUGCGCUCUCGGACUCGAAUGGCGGGCCUGGGCUGCACUACUUUGUGCGCGAUGUGCUCUCGCUGCUUCUGGAGGCGUGGCAGGUGGUGCCAUCCGAAGAUGGCGAGCUUGCGUCGCGGACGCUCUCGUUUGUGAUGCGGAACACGAUGCACGAGUCGUCGCUGGUGCUGCGGUCGAACCUUGCGCUGGUGGCGCAGAUGGUAGCCGGGUGGAAGGGCGUGCUCCGGGUCUCCAAGUCUGACGUUCUGGACCAUCUGGAGGAUGGCGCGAUUGCGAGCAGGAUGGGGAGCGACGAGGCACUCAACAAGUGUCUCACAGUCGGGCUCCAGUUGCUGGGCCUCAUCAUGGGCGCCGGCCUGCCAGCGUACUCGGCGAGCGAGGACCAGCACUUGUGCUCAUCAGAGCAGUUUUACUCCAAGGUCGUCUCGCUCAUGACCCACAAGUCGAAGCGGAUCAUGCGGCUGGCGGCCGAAGCGGCCGGCCUCAUCAUGAAGCAGGAGCAGGAGCGACCUGGAGCAGGCGCGGUCGGAUCGUCUGCCGUCGCGCGACUGGUUCAUGACACGCUCAUGACGAUGUUCCGACAGGCCGAGGCGCCCGAGCGCGCCGUGGUGGUCUUCCACGAGGUGCUCAAGAACUGCGGCGCGGCGCUAGACGCCAAGCUCUUCAAUCAGCUCUUCCACGUCCUGCUCAAACUGCCUUCGGCGUUUGUGGUUAUGGGCCUUUCGUGUGUACUCAAGCGAGCGCACGCGCUGCCGCAGCUCUUUUCGACCUUUCGGUCGUUUCUGGAGACCUUUGUGCGGCAUCGCGACCGAGCAGUCCAGCUGCAUGCGCUCAAGAUCACGUUUGAGGCCAUCAAAAAGGUAUCAGACCCAGACGAGCUCGAGUCGAGCCUGGCUACCAUCACCUCGGUCUGCGCCGCGCAUCCGUCGUCGUCGGUCCGCGAAGUUGGGUAUGACAUCUGUAUCUGGCUCUUUGACAACUGGCCGCUGCACUACCGCGAGCCGCGGAGUGCCGUGGUGCUGCACCUGCUCGCUGGCAUUGACGACCCGUCCGAGACGCUGGCGACCAAGCUGGUCGCGUUCUGGGACCACGGCUCGCGUCUGCCUGCUGAGACCUUUGCGCGACUGGAGCAGAUUCUGACGCUCGGGUAUGCGCCUCAACUGGAGGGCGUGUUCCUCAAGUUCUCGGUCCAGCUCUUGCUGCGGCUGACGACGCUCGCGCCCGGGUUCAAGAAGGCCAAGUUUGAGCCGCUCGAUGCGCGCGCGCAGUUUGUGCCGAUGGAGAUGGACACGUCGUGGGCGACGUCGUCGCUGCCUAUGGCUCCGCUGUUCCGCGGUGGCGCACACGCUGGGGCAGGAGGCGGCGGCGAAGGCGGGGACGAUGGCUUUGGCAUGCUUCAGGCGACGCUUGCGGGCGGCGCGCUGUUCUCGCUCACCCAGGCUACCGGCAUGGGCGAGUCGCUGGGCAUGGGUCCAGGCGCUGGCAAGGAGCAUGAUGCGACUGCGGCGUACGCGUCUUUUGAGCCGAUGGGCGAGGACGGGGCCGGUGGCGAUGCGCAGGCACACCAACAGUUUUCGCUCGCGUUUGAUCCGUCAGACCUCUCGAUCAACCAGUCGAACCUGUACUUUGGACCGGAGGCGAUGGCGAUUGCCGGGAGCAGCGAGAGUGGUGGACGGAGCAGUGGUACGGGCAAGUCGCGAAAGCGCAAGCGGGCGGCAGAGACGAUGGACAUCGAAGCUUCGAUGAUUAACGAACUGGAGAUGGAGCCGACCGAGGUGCAGACGAGCAGCCAGCCGCGGCUUUUCCGCAAGCGGUUCCGCAAGUCGUCGAACCGUGACGCCGGCAAGGUCAUUUCGAUUGCGCGGGCGCACAAGCGGGCGCGGUCGCGGGCGACGUUUGAGGCGCAAAAGGUGGCGAUUGCCAACUCGUCUGUCCGGGCUUACCGCAAGUACCGGGUGGGUGAGCUGCCGGACGUGGCCAUUUCGCCUGCGGACAUCAUCAAGCCACUUCAGGCUGCGGCGAUGCAAGACGACGUGGUGGCACGGUUGGUGCUUGUCGACGUUGUGGGUGCGCUGUUUGAGCACCUGGUGUCUGGCGACGACACUGGGCUGGAAGAAGAAGAUGCCGAUGCGAUGGCGGAGCGGAUGGAGCAGGCUGUGGGCCGGAUGUUUGCAGAAACCCGUGCACACGGCGGCUUUGUGGCUGCGCUCUUGGAUCUAGCGCGGGUUCUCUCCGAGGUCGAGGCCGUCGAUUUCUCUGUCAACGCUCGCGAGCUCGGCACAGCGGCGCAUGCGUCGCUCAACUACCACGCGGGCAUCCUGCUGCUGGAAGCACAGGCCCAGGCCGAGACGGCAAGCGGAAGCGAGGUGUAUGUGCAGCUGGCGCGGCUUUACAAGGCUGUGGGUGAGCGCGACGUGCUCCGUGGGUUGUACGAGGUGCAUGUGGCCGAGUGCGAGGAGACGCACCGGGCGCUUGCAGCGCAGCUUGACGGGCAUUACCAGGAUGCGAUGGAACUGUAUCACGAGGCGUUGGAGAAGCGCGAGGCCGAUGCGUCUGCGGCGGAAGCAGCAAUGUGGGAGUCUGAGCGGCUCGAGUGCUACAAGGCACUUGGAAUGUGGAAGAGCCUCGCGGACGCGGUGGCAGCGGAUGACGCGACCGAGGUCUGGCUCAAUACGGUGGAGGGCGACGAGGACGAGGUUCGGCUUGUGCUGACGUCGUACGUCAAGUUGAAUAAUCGACUGGACGCGCUUGUCAGCUUUGUCAACUCGACGCCUCCGACAUACAAGGACCGGCUUGUGACCGAAUACGCAGCCGAGAUGGCACUCGUGUCGAUUGUCUGUGACGAGAACGACGCAGCGCGUGCGUAUGUCAACCGAGCGAUGGAGCUGUUUCUGGAGCGGUGGGCAAGCCUCCACCCGCUUGCGACGGCCGGGGCGCGGCGGCUGGUGCGAAUGCUGCCCGCGCUUGUCGAGUACGACGAGUUUUUGCAGCUUGCAGGCCGCGGGGUAGGGCUGUUAGAGGUGGACGCACUGGAGACGUUGGUGACUGAAUGGGCGUCGCGGCUACCGUCGCGCUCGCACGAUGGGCCGGGCGACUGGGACGAGACGCGGACACGGCGGACGCUGCUGCUCAACAAGCUCAUCGGGCUGUUUGAUACGCCCGAGGCCUGCGAGGCUGCGACGCAUGUGGUGGCCCAGCACGAGUUGGGCAUGCUCCUUGCGGCGGCGGAGGGCACCGCGGCGAUCGGGGCUUGCGAGCUGGCGUCCAAAUACGUGCACGAGGCCAAGAUCGCGAUCGGAAAGGUGCCAGCGCUUGGAUUUGAGUUCUUCCGGGUAGUGAUGGGAGUCGGGGUGGCGGGAGUGGCGCGAUUGCCUGUGAGUGCCAAGACGGAGAGGUUUAAGUUGCUUGUGAAGCUUGGCGAGCGGGUGGAAGACCAGAAGCCGCUGGUGCAAGGGCGGCACGAGAAGCGCGUGUUGGCCAUGGUGGAUGCGCUUUGGGGCGCACGAUUUGUGGAGGAGCUCAUCUCGGCCCAGAACAAUGCGGAGCUGCCCGAGGGACUUGCGCGCAUCCUCCAGGUGCCUGCUGAGACCCUCUCGCGGCACAAGUGCAUUGCGGAUUUCGCGCGUCGGAGUGUGGAUGCAUUCUCGCGUGCGCUGGGGAUGAAUGUGACCAAGGCGAUGAGCGAGAGCGACGAAGACGAGGACGAUGGUCUGGGGCCGAUGGUUGUCGAUGAGACCGGAUCGAAGGUGCCACGGGUGGCUGCUGCGUUUUUGGCGCGGAGUGGCAUGGCGACGACGGGCCCGACGGGGCGCGUGGCGUUUGCGAUGCUCUGUAACUCGAUUGCGCGCGAGAUGGAAGAGGAGUUGGACGACCGAGCUGACGCUGGGGGCAUGGCGUGUGGCGAAGAGGGCGGUACGGAUCUGUUCCCGCGGGUGCUUGGGAUGCUGCACAGCGCCGAGGCGCGUGCGGCGUUCCGGGCCGGAUGGGAGGCUGUGCCCGAGUGGGUGGUCCUCCGAUGGGUGCCGCAGCUUGUCGCGAUGCUCUCUGAUGAGGGCAGUGUCGGUGAGGUUGUCAGCGAGGUUGUGCAGCGUGUGGCGGAAGCGUAUCCACAGGCUGUGUACUUUCCCUACACGGUGUCUGAGGCUGGCAUGUCUGCGGCGGCGAUUGCGCGAAACGGUGGGAUCAAGGCUGCGCUGGCGACGCCUGCGCGGCCGCUGCUGGAGCGAAUGGUGGCCGAGUUUGACAGGUUGACUCACCCGCACCUGCGGUGGAAGGAUUUUCUGACGGAGCUGAAGCAGCUGCUGAGGCACAAUGCGAUGGACGAGGCUGUCGCUCUGUGGCGUGAUGAGAUGGUGCCGUCGCUGUUUCAGAAGAGCGGGGCGGACGAGAUGACGCGGGCGUUUGCGAGCUAUAGCGAAGUCAGGAAGCUGGUCAGCGAGUUUGGGAGUGAUGGAUCUGGGCUGAAGGCUCUCGGACGCAAGAGGGCGAACAACGCGGUGAAUACGAUGAAUGAGAUGUUGCUGAACAGGCUGGCGCAUCAGAAGAAGAAUAGAGUUCCUUUGCAGACCAAGCUGGAGGCGUACUCACCGUGGCUAGCGAGCUUUGCGUCUGCGUACGACACGGCCGAGCGCGUGCUUGUGCCGGGUCAGUUUGAAGGGCUCCGGAGCAAGCCUGUGGAGGAGGAGAUGACGGCGGUGUCGUCGUUUGGGGCGCACUUGCUUGUGCUGCAGUCGAUCCGGCUUCCGAAGCGGAUUUCAAUUCAUGGGAGCGAUGAAGCAGACUCGCUGUGGCUGGUGAAGGGCGGCGAGGACUUGCGGCUCGACCAGCGGGUACAGCAGCUGUUUGGCGAGAUGAACCGGGUGCUUGCUGAAGAUCCGUUGGCUGCGGCGCGAUCGCUGCAUGUGGCGCGGUACGCAGUGGUGCCAUGCACGGUGCGUGUUGGGCUGAUCGAGUGGAUGAGGAAGACAAAGCCACUCAAGGACCUGAUCAGCGAAGAGAUUGCAGCGCGCGAGCGAGCUGUGACCAGCUCGGCGCGGAGGCGAGUCGGGUCGGACAAGGGCGCGCUGAGGACGGCGACGGCAGCGUUUGCCAAGUUUAUCCACGCCAGGGAGCGCAAUGGGGAUACCACAGGUCAGAUGUACGAGCGGAUGUUCAUGAGGGGCUCGGUGAAGGAUGCGGUGUCGAACUACCACGCAGCGGUCAAGUGUGUGCCGUGGGACGCGCUCCGCGCAGCAGUGCUGAAGCUUGCAGCCGGGCCGGAGGCUCUGCUCGCUGUUCGUGGCCAGUUUGUGACGUCGCUUGCGGUGUUUAACAUGUGCUCGUACGUGGUGGGCAUUGGCGACCGGCACCUGGCCAACCUGCUCCUUGACUUGUCGACGGGCGGGCUUGUGGGCAUUGACUACGGGCACGCGUUUGGAUCUGCGACACAGUACCUGCCUGUGCCGGAACUGAUGCCGUUCCGGCUCACGCCGCAGCUGGUCAACUGCAUCAAGCCGUGGGAUGUGGACGGAGUGCUCAACCACACGAUGCGGUACGCGCUCGGCGCGCUCCGCGGAGCUAAGGAGCGGCUGCUGACCGUGAUGGACGUGUUUGUCCGCGAGCCGAUUACCGAGUGGGUGCGGCUUUCAUCGCGGCUGAGCAAAGAGACAGUGGACAAGCUCAAGAAUGACUUUGGCGAGGAAUGGCGAGGCGCGGUGCGGCUGGAGGCUGUGAAGAAGAAGCUCUCGGGUGUAGUGACGUCUGACGUGAUGGUGUUUGAACUCGACGCGAGUUUGCACCACGGGAAGGCGCACUACGGCGCUCUCGUGGAUGUGGUGCGCGCCAACUGCGAGAAGCAGUAUGUGCGGAAGCGGACCGGUAUGACCGGGAAUUGUGCCGAUGUGGCUGAGCAAGUCACGAUGCUCAUCGACCACGCGACGGAUGAGAACGUACUGGGACGGGUGUGGAAGGGGUGGGAACCGUUUCUAUGAAUGUAGCUGCUACCCAGAGUCGGAGGAAGUAAAGCCGACCGAGUCGAAAAAGGCGUCAACGGAGACCGGACGGGCAAGAAAGGCGGCGAGCAUGGCGGUUGCAUCGACGGUGGCGCCGGGG